AUGGACUCCUCAGAACUGUAUGUCGUGAAGCAACAUUUCAUCCUCGGUGCCUACAAGAUGCUGGUCGAUCUAACACUCCCCGACCCAUCCUCUCCCGACUAUGCACCGACCCUGGUCUACCAGGCCCGCGCGCACAUCGCACUCAACAAGCCACGAGCCGCCGCUGAUUUGGUACCUGCGGACACAGAGGACGUGUCACUGAAGGCUGUCGCCGCUUUAGCGCGCUACGUGGGUGCGAGUGUUUCCGCGGACAAGGAUAGUUCUCUUGAGGAGCUGCGGGAUCUGUGUGUGGAAAUUGAGGGGGAGGACUUGGAUGCGACCGAUAAAGAGAAGGGAAUGGUCCGUAUUCUUGCUGGAACUGCGUUCGCUAUUGCGGGUGAAGUAGAAGAGGCUCUCGAGACGCUUGGUGUCGGGACGACUACAGACAACCUGGAGGCUGUCGCUCUUAUCGUCCAAAUUUACCUAUCCAUCAACCGCCCGGACCUCGCUCGCAAGGAGUUCGAGCGGGCAAAGCGCUGGGCCGAGGAUGACCUACUGAUACAACUCAUAGAGGCUUCGAUAGGCCUCGUCACCGGCAAGGACGGGUACACCGACGCGAACGCGUUUUACACCGAGCAGCUCGCCAAUCCUUCGCUGUCCUCACCGCGCCUGCUGACCGCACGCGGAGUCACGCGGUUGUUGAAGGGCGAGAUAUCUGGUGCGAAGUCAGACUUCGAGGAGGCGGUGUCGCAAUCGGGCGGAGUAGCGGACGCCGAGACGCUGGCUGCUAUGACGGCUGCUGCAGGUUUAGGUGCUUCCAAGUAUGCUGAGGCAGAUCAGCUUUGGAGUCAACUAACUUCGGAAUACCCGAAAUUUCCACUUGUCGUGGACCUCACGGGCAAGGCGGAGCUUUUCGAUGACUUGUGCACGAAGUUCGAAGUACCACCCGUCGCGGCCGCAGCGUAA
Messenger RNA from Sparassis crispa, 945 nucleotides. RefSeq lists its product with no specific name. Gene Ontology annotation, biological process: retrograde vesicle-mediated transport, Golgi to endoplasmic reticulum; endoplasmic reticulum to Golgi vesicle-mediated transport; intra-Golgi vesicle-mediated transport. The record is from RefSeq and is a predicted model, not a curated record. Lineage: Eukaryota; Fungi; Basidiomycota; Agaricomycetes; Polyporales; Sparassidaceae. Gene Ontology annotation, cellular component: COPI vesicle coat. Gene Ontology annotation, molecular function: structural molecule activity; protein binding. Bases 1 to 945 code for a protein of 314 amino acids. The transcript is spliced from 4 exons.